UCUGUUGUCACCACGCGUGUCGCGGGGUUCCGUCGAACGAUCGAUCACUAACCGUGUUGGAACGGCGGCAAGAUAGCGCGGUCGACGCGACCGUUCCCUCGCUGGAGACCGACGAUUUCACAUCUGCUUGAAGAGAUCGGGAAGAAGAAAAGGAGUGAGAUCAUCCAUCCUGUUUCCGCGUUCGGUGGUCGAAUUCUUCCUGCCUUUUACUUUGAAUGGUCCAUCCCCUCGACGGCUUACGAGUUCUAGGUCUUCGAGAACUUCAUCGGGGUGUCGCUUGAGGUAGACGAUCUGGAUUCUGUUAGAUAACGAACGUUUCAUUGCUGUUAGACUGUAGGCAGCAUACAUAUAAUAUCUGAUAGCUGCGAUUUGCAAAACAAAUUGAUAUGGUCUGUUCCUGUUUCAACGCUCUACUAUCCAGAAGAAAACAUCGUCAACAUUCUGAGCAAGAAACAGGUGGGUUUUCAUCUGACAAAAAUGUAAGGCUUAUCUCCUAUGAUGAACUGAGAUCAGCAACGGAUAAUUUUCAUCAAAGCAAUAAGAUAGGUCGGGGUGGUUUUGGAACAGUAUACAAGGGGACUCUUAGAAAUAGAGUAGAAAUUGCAGUGAAGGUACUAUCUGCAGAAUCCAAGCAAGGAGUUAACGAAUUCUUGACUGAGAUUGAUGCCAUAGCAAAUGUUAGGCAUCCAAACCUUGUUGAGCUUAUAGGUUGCUGUGCCCAAGGUAGCAGUCGCAUUUUAGUGUACGAGUAUAUGGAAAACAGUAGUCUUGAUCGUGCUUUGCUAGGUUUGAAUAUUGAUGAUACUAGCAAGCUGAAUUGGAAGAUUAGAUCUGCUGUUUGUAUAGGCACUGCCAAAGGUCUUGCUUAUCUUCACGAAGAGCUCGAGCCUCCGAUCGUACACAGAGACAUCAAAGCUAGCAAUAUUCUCCUUGACAGUGAUUUUGCACCAAAAAUUGGAGAUUUUGGUUUGGCAAAGCUUUUUCCUGAUAAUGUUACUCACAUCAGCACACGUGUAGCUGGAACAACUGGUUAUUUGGCACCUGAGUACGCCAUGCAGGGCCAGUUAACUAAGAAGGCUGAUGUAUAUAGUUUUGGGGUUCUUGUAAUCGAAAUAAUUAGUAGCAGAAGUAGUUCGAAGACAUACUGGUCAGGAUUAGGCCAAUCUCUCUUGGAAUGGACCUGGCAGCUUUUUGGGGAGGGGAGGAUUAAAGAAGUGAUAGAUCCAGCGCUGCAAGAAUAUCCAGAAGAACAAGUCUUGAGGUUUAUCAAAGUAGGACUCUUCUGCACGCAAGCGUCUGCCGGACGGAGACCCUCCAUGCCACAGGUUGUUGAGAUGCUGUCGAAGCCCAUGAAACUAAAUGAGAAGGAAUUGACCCCUCCAGGUGUUGUUGGAGGCUCCUUAUUCAUGAACAACUACAGAGUUCCAAAAGCAACAAAUUCCAGCAAUACACAAUUUAAUGAAUCAACUACCAGUGCUACUGCCGUUGCAUCCGCAUCAAAUCCUUCUUUCUUAACCCAAAUGAUUCCAAGGUAGAAACUUUGCUUGCACAUAUAUUAACAACGUAGCAUCGGCAGUUAAUGCAGUCGUUAUGUAAUAAACUGUUUUCAUGAGUUUACUUACAUUAGCAUCCAUUUCUUUUAUGGUUGUU
Molecule: messenger RNA, 1650 nt
Organism: Musa acuminata subsp. malaccensis (wild Malaysian banana)
Lineage: Eukaryota; Viridiplantae; Streptophyta; Magnoliopsida; Zingiberales; Musaceae
Source: RefSeq, a predicted model, not a curated record